This is a messenger RNA of Prorocentrum cordatum, 1550 nucleotides long. Lineage: Eukaryota; Dinophyceae; Prorocentrales; Prorocentraceae. The record is from the annotation of a GenBank genome assembly.
CACGGAUGUCGGCGGACUUCGGCGCUCAUCGGUGUGAAAGCAAGAUAGCGCCAUCAAGGGGUCCAUGGUCGAACGCGCAAGCUCCCGGAGAGCUAGCGAUGCCUCCCGCGGCGGCGGAAAUCAGCUGAGCAAGCUCCGAUGGCGUGGCAGCUGUGCUCGAGACAAUACUGCUGAACCGUGCCUGGGAGCCUGCCUGGCGCAGACCCGCGUCCAUGAAGAGAGCUCGGGUAGAAGAUGCCGUCGUAGGCCCACUCGGAUGUGCCGAUGCUGGCGAGCGCGGCGAGCGAAGGACCGGCAGCCAGACCUCGCCGAGCCGGAAAGAAGAAAUAGUGGGAGGGGGAAGACGUCGCGUUGGCGCAUCACCACCUCAAGGCCAAAAACCGAAAUGCCCGUGCGCCAGUGGCUAACCCACCCUCCUCGCCCUUGAUGCCGCGGGCCUCCUUCUCCAGCCUCGCCGGCUGCCGCCCUUCAAGCGCUCUGCGACACUCCUUAUGGUGCCACCAUGAGCCCCUGGGUUGUGGCCACGCCUCGGCAAUAAUAGCCCUCAUCAUGGUAGUCCGCGGUGUUAUUUCUGAUGGCCAGCACGCGGUGACGUCAUCAUUCUUCGCAAAUCGGGGUCGGCCGCGUCACGAGCUCGAGGCUCGCAAUGCUCGAGAGGUCCACCUGGUCGUACCACAACGCCGUCUCGAAGAUCUUCGCCAGCUCGCGGUGGUUGGGCACCACCACGCCAUCCAUCUCCAACAGUAUGGUAAACCUCCACUGCACAUGGUCUCCGAGGGUGCUACCCCCGUUCUCGAGCCAGCAGACUGCCACCCAAUACACCGUGCGAGGUCCUGACACGACCCAGUCUGGCCACGUGACCCCGCGGCGGGGGGCCACGCCUGUCGCAGACAAGCGGAAUCACGUGCUGUUGAUGUCGUGGAACGCCGGGAGGGCGUGCAGAUCGGCCAACGUGAGAAGCAAGCCGGAGUUGUUGACCCCGAACCUUGCCCCAGCAGCUGACAACCGUUUGGCCCCGUCCUCGCGGAUGAGCGCUCGGCCAGGACCGAUGCGAUAAUUACCAAUGCCUGCUGUCGUCGUUACCCCCUUAGAACCACUCGAUGAACAAAACGUGGUCUGGCGAGACAACCGCAGCGUGGAGAGGCUCGACGGCCAACACAAUCACACGUCCAUGCAGAAGAGCAGCACCACCCAAUUCAUACUCCACAUACAGCUCACCCCCAAUGUUCACAGUCAGCUGGACGUGGCCUGUCGGCCUCGCCAGGCUGGACAGCGACAAUCAGCCAUCCUGGAGGAGCGUCACCUACUCGGCCACGGAUCCUCCACGCGCACCGAGCAACUACAGCGAAGCCCCCGGGACGGCCGCCGAUCGGUUGGCGGCCCACCUCAGGCCCAGCCAAGCGGAGCCCACACGGGCGUCAGUGGCCCAGGCCGUCCCGCGCGCCAGGAGCCACCCCGCGCAUGCAGGCGGCGAGGGAUCGUGGGCGAACGGAAGGCCCCCUUACGAAAAAGGUUUGAGCCCCAGCGGUUGCAGAUGCAGCCGCGCGGAC